CAAAAUGUUCAAACAUCAAAACAGUUCAAAAGUGGACAACGGCCGCCAUCAUCCGCAUUUCGAAAUAAAAAUCAAUCAGCAUAGCUUAUAAACUAAUAAACAUCUUCAAUAAACCAUUUUUGUAUCAAUCAAAGUAGCCGAUAUUAAUACGUGUGUUAAGGUUGUCACUCAUUUGUGCUAUUAGUGAUGGAAGACCUCGAAAAAACAAAGGAAAAUAUACAACCGUUACGCGGUGGUCGGAAUGUAGAGCAGUUGGAAAUUGCCCUGACUUCGGAGGCCCAACUGGCCGAGGAAAGAAGAGUUCACGAACAACGUAUAGAAAAUUAUGAAGGUGACGAUCCGCUUCAACCGUGGUACGAAUACAUCUGCUGGAUGGAGCAGACGGAUUUCAGCAACGGCAAACUUUCUGGCAGCAAUGAGGUUCUUUUGCGGUGCAUCGAGAAAUUUGAAAUCGAAGAACGUUAUCAUCAGGACCAUCGAUUCAUCAAGCUUUGCAUGAAAUAUAUGGACACUCAGCGCUCUCCACAGCAACUGUAUCAGGAAUUGUACGAUCGUGGCAUUGGAACAAUGUGUGCUGAGCUGUAUAUUGGUUGGGCCUAUUACUACGAUGCGGAAGAUAACUUUGCUCAAGCAGAAGCAGUUUUCCGGAAAGGUCUGGACGCAGGAGCCACACCCCGGGAGGACAUCGAGCAAGCCCAUCGUCAGUUUGGCUUUUCCAUGUCACAACGAUUGCUACACAAGGACGAAUCAUCGAAAAUAAGUUUCAAAUCCACUUUGGCCGAAAGGAGAAACGCCCUCACGUCGCUUAAGGCCCACAAGAAACGACAUGUCGGUAGUAUUCGGACUGGGCUUGCGGUGAAAAGCGCGAAUCCCGGAACCGUGGAUCAGGAGAACAUUCCGAAUGGUUCAAUGAACACCAAUGCUUCACUGCCAGUCUACACCGGUGCUGCAGAGUCUUCUGUUUCUAGUCAUUCAAUUAUCCGAUCCCUGGUGGACCAUGCUCGAGAUCGUGAAAAUAUUCGUGAACCAGGACCUUGGUCGAACGUCAAAGGCCAACAAAAUAAACGUGGACCACUUUUUGGAGCGUCGCAUGAACCGUCAUUUAAAAUAUCCGAGGAUUCGGUAGAAUUUCAGCCUAUUCCAGUGAUUGUGGACAAUUUAUCACGGGGAAUCCAACUGGGCCCGAAUCACAAACGAAAAAACUAUCCUCAGACGGUGUUCGAAGUGGCCGUUUGUGAUGACGACAAACCUUCAGGCGUCGGCAUGUACGACAAACUUAGUCUCUACUGUCAAGGAGGGACACAAGACUUUUCCCCGGAAGAACUGCACGGGUAUCGAUAUUUCAAACGUCGUGGCAUUGUAAAUAAAAUGACAAUGCAGUAUGAUCCCAUUUGGGGCAGCGGGGAGAGUAUCCGUUUGCAUCCAUAUCACGUACGGGAGUGCAAAUGUAAACCGGGCGACGACUUGAAAACAGAAAAUCCCACCAUCGGAACUGCUACGGAAGGAAUUCAAACUCCGAUCGCGGAAAUCUACGCUGAAGCAAGGGAGGUGUCAAUCGAUGAGUUACGAUCGCAAAAGUGGAAGGAUGGCAAAAUCAAACGGCACAUUGACCAUAAACACGACGACGAUAUGAUGCGAGUUGAUAUGGAUGAAACGAUUGUUCGAACAAAACGUGUUUCCAUUGCCCCUCCAAGAAUAAGUAUGAUGCCAAUGCAGCCCGGUUCAAGUAGAGUAUCUGUGCUGACAACUGCCACAAGUGUUGAAGCAGAGAAAUACACCGGAGCAGUCAAAAAGUCAGACAUAUACAAACGCCGUCCAAUCGAUUCACCAGAUAUCAAGCCUGGUCCAAAGAAAAAAAUAUCGCUGGAAGGUCAAAUACCGGAGGAUGAUGAGCAAUUAGAACAGGAGCGACCUGAAUUUAUCGCACCUGCUGCUAAGCCUAAAACAACACUUGCAAUACCAAUCUUUGUCGAUGAUGAAGAACCGCCAGAAAACAAGGAAACCAACAGCUACUAUCCGAACGAGUCAUGCUCUACACAAAUGUUCAAUAUGUUCGUCAAAAGCCAGAGUACCCCACUGGCACUAAAAACGUGCCCAACUAGAAAGUCCGAUGUAGCGAUACGACGACCCAAUAUAUCGUUUGACGAGAACGACGAGAUUGAACCUCCGAUUCAGGAUGAAAAUCUUGCACAAAUGCACCCCGUCAAAAUUAACGACGAAAACGCCGAACAGGAGGCAUUGACCCCGUCUGGCUCAAAUAUCACCCAUGCACCUAAACAACUAUCAACGAUUAUGGAACGCACUGAGAAUAGUACCAUAUCUGUUGCAGGCAGUACAAAAUCUUCCGUUUCGUCACCACCUCUAGGCGAAGUUAUCUCACCAAUGCCAGGGACCAAUUCGGACGACGAACGACCGGGUAUCAAAAACAUGAAACAAGCUGUCAAGAACCUCACCAACAUGCACAUGGAGAGCACUUUGAAACAUCAGACUGGCGAUAAUUCGGUUUUUAAGGUUCCUGAAUCAAUAAUUAAUUCAGCCGUGGCUAAGCCUAACGAUGUACCAUUCACGACUGUUCGAGAAGAGCAACCAUUUCCGUUAAAAUCCGUCACAGAGAGUCCAUUCGUGAUUCACAUUGAUAGCACGGAAACGAUGGCAAAUGUACCGUUGGUAUCUAAAAUGGAUCUGCCUCAGGCUGUUCCCGAUGAUAAAGAAAACAAACAACAGAUGAACGUUGAACUAAAACAAGAUGCUCACUUUCAGGUGCAAGAAGAAGCCACAUCCACCGGAACGACAAACAUUAUUUUCAGAAAUGUUUCUCAUCUCCCUCAGCGCGAUCUCGCUAUCAAUUCUAUAAUGUCUUUCAAAAUGACUACUGAACGAACAAACACGGUUCCUCUACCCCUGAUAAAGCAGCCAACGGUAGCAAAAAGCCCUACGGCACUUAAAACCACUAAAGCUGAUGAUUCAUUGUUCGAAGUGUUGGCCAAAACACCAUCUCCCAAAGGACCGGCACAAAAAUCAUUCUUCGAUUUGGCCGACUUCCAGAAAACACCGAAAGCUAAAAUCCCAGAACCCAAAGAGCCCGCUUCCAAACAACAACUGUUUAAAGCCGGAGAUCCCUCAACUCAGCCUAAGCCAAUCAUCAUACAAAGCGUCAUGGGAGCGAUAAACUUGGCAGAUUUCCCAUCCCCCCCGAAACGCGCCUCAACUGAAGAUUUAAACACGGAGAUCUUCUCGCUCAACAUGAAUAAUGUAAAAAAUUCCACAUUACUUCCGGGAUGCUUCCCAGCCGAAUUCGAUAUUCCACCCUCAAAAAUGGCCACAAGCAUUAGCCCGGGCGAAGCGAGACCCCUCCGCGAAAUCGACUUCGAAAUCAGUCGCAACGAAGUUCAGAUGAGAAAGCUCAACUUGGCUGAAAAACAGAUGGACCCAGAUGGUUUCAUGAUGCCGGCUGUGCCGAUAUUCAAGUCCCCAAUCGUAAUUGAUCUGGACGAAGGCGACAGCGAUGAGCUGGGGAAGAGCAUCUAUGUGCCGAAGCCCACGUGUACUGAAAAGGUCGAACGGUGGGACGAAAUCGACGAACAUUUCAACCCGGCCAACAACGUGUACGUGAAGAAGGAAACCGACCCGGACGAGACGAUGCACUUCAUCUAUCGGCAAACCAAAGUUGGCGAAAUAGAUCCGUUUGAUCCCAAGCUGCAGGCAGCUUUUCUAGAGCAGUUGGAUUUUAUGAAGUACAUCGAGGAGCUUUCCACUUGCUCGUUGGUCAACAAGGUUGAACCACUAACGAGAGCCAAGAUGGUGAACAUUUGUGGCACUGAGUUCUCGGUUCUGAAGAAGAUCGGUGAGGGAACUUUUGGCAUGGUUUACAGUGCGAAAAAUCUCAGCUCUGGGCAAGUGGUAGCGAUGAAACAGGAGCGCCCGGCUAAUCUUUGGGAAUAUUACAUAUGCCUUGAACUAAGAAGCCGCGUCAAUAACGAGGAUAUUCUUCCAGGGAUGAUGAGUGUCGAUUUCGCUAUCGUGGGUAAUAAUGCCAGUAUACUUGUGUCGCCUUUCUCUCGGUUCGGCAAUAUACUGGAUGUCUGCAAUGUAGUGAAACGAGUCACCAACAAAAACGUCGAUGAAUUCAUCGCCAUGGACAUCACCAGCCAGAUACUGUCUAUCAUAGAUCAUCUACAUAGCUGUCAAAUCAUUCACGCUGACAUAAAACCAGACAAUUUCCUCUUGAUGGCUCCAAUUGAUUUGGAUUCGAGAAUACCAUGCGUGCAAUUGAUUGACUUUGGCGUUUCCAUUGAUCUCAAGCUAUUUCCAAGGGAUACAACAUUCAAAAAAGUCGUCACAACGGAAUGCUUCACCUGCAUUGAAAUGCUAGAGAAGAGGCCGUGGACAUAUCAGCCUGACCUGUAUGGUGUUGCUGGAACAACACAUGUCAUGCUGUUCGGAACAUAUAUGGAAGUGCAGAAGGAUAUCGUCAACUGGAACAUCAAAGCGCGGAUGCCACGGUAUUUCCGGAAAGCCGUUUGGGAUCACUACUUUUCGUCGAUGUUGAAUAUUCGCGAUUGUAGUGACAUGCCCAACUUGCAGGCACUCAGAAGUAGGUUAAUGACGGAGAUCGAGGAAAAUAAGAGAUAUAUACGUGACAAGGUAAGCGAAUUUAAUCAAGCUGUAUUAUCUGGAAUGUAGAGAGAAGAUAUGGUUACGAAUUUUAGCAAUAUAAUUUAUAUUUUGAACGAAA
This is a messenger RNA of Armigeres subalbatus, 4735 nucleotides long. RefSeq lists its product as uncharacterized. Gene Ontology annotation, molecular function: protein kinase activity; ATP binding. NCBI's taxonomy places the organism in Eukaryota, Metazoa, Arthropoda, Insecta, Diptera, Culicidae. The coding region runs from base 187 to 4683 and encodes 1498 amino acids. Gene Ontology annotation, cellular component: nucleus. The record is from RefSeq and is a predicted model, not a curated record. The transcript has 8 exons. Gene Ontology annotation, biological process: meiotic sister chromatid cohesion, centromeric; mitotic spindle assembly checkpoint signaling; protein phosphorylation.